This is a messenger RNA of Achroia grisella, 1692 nucleotides long. It is a transcript of the gene Hsepi, whose product is annotated as D-glucuronyl C5-epimerase B. The record is from RefSeq and is a predicted model, not a curated record. Gene Ontology annotation, cellular component: Golgi apparatus. Gene Ontology annotation, biological process: heparan sulfate proteoglycan biosynthetic process. The transcript has 7 exons. Gene Ontology annotation, molecular function: heparosan-N-sulfate-glucuronate 5-epimerase activity. Bases 7 to 1692 code for a protein of 561 amino acids. Lineage: Eukaryota; Metazoa; Arthropoda; Insecta; Lepidoptera; Pyralidae.
GUAACAAUGAUGCUGGUGGGGCGGUUGAAUCUGCGCGUGGCGCUGGUAGUGCUCUGUAUCCUCGUGUUGGUGCUGAUGCUCUUCUGGAGCCACUGCGGGGAACUCUCGCGCAGACCUAUCGGCUCUGUGCUCUCAAACGCACUGUCAGAGCGCAACGUGGGCAGCGACGAGAUCGAGUGCUCCAUCAACGGAGAGUUCUCUGUGGCGUGCCGCCGACACCGGGAUGAGAUAUAUGUACCCUUUACAUUCAUACACAAGUACUUUGAGAUAUACGGUAAGGUAGUAGCAGCAGAUGGCAUCGAGAAGUUCGAAUGGUCUCACAGCUAUAGCAAAAUAUAUCAUCCGAAGAAAAAAUACGAUCCUCGAGGCACUUUCACCACCUUCGAAAACUAUAACGUCGAAGUGCGGGAUCGCGUGAAAUGCAUCAGCGGUAUCGAGGGUGUACCCGUCUCUAUACAAUGGGAGCCUAGAGGGUUCUUCUACGCAACACAAAUAGCACAGUUCGGUUUGGCGCAUUACAGCAAGAAUAUAACAGAGCCGGAACCGAGACGAAGGAUUUUAGAUGAUGGUGAAACGCAUAUAGAGAACUGGAUCGUCAGCAAAGAUGCAUACAUGGCAAGGGAAUAUGAUACUACACUACGGACUAAUAUUUUAAGGUUCACAACAACAGACCAUGUCUCGAGUCAGGUGUGGUUGAAGGUGAAUAUCACUCAAGAUUUUGUGUUGAGCCUGGAUCUCUUGCUGAAACCAAACUCUUCACUCACAGUGGUGCUACAGAAUAAGGAUAAAAAGGAGACUGUAUAUCUACAUUAUAUUACUAGUUUGCAACUUAUUUCAGCACAAGAGGAUCAUAUAUACUACGGCAUCGGUGUGGAAGCUGCGUGGCGACGGAUCACGCGAGAUCUCAUCAUCGACAUGCAGAAGGGUUGGGCGCUGCAGGACAGGCCCAAGAGGAAGUCACCUAGGAACAAAUUUAAGAUAUCGAGCAUAAUCGUGUGCGGCAGCGGCUCGCUGGACAACGUGACCGUGGCGUCCAGCGAGCACAUGGCGCAGUUCGUGGCGGCGGCGCGGUGGCUGGCGGCCGCACAGAGACCGCGCACCGGCGCCUGGCCCGUCCCCGCGCGGCGCCGCGUCGCCGGCCAGGACCUGCGGCCCGGCUGGCACUCGGCCAUGAGCCAAGGGCACGCGAUAUCGGUGCUGUCCCGCGCGUACUACCGCAGCGGGGACGCGUCGUACCUGCAGGCGGCCAAGCGCGCCAUGUACCUGCUGGACGUGCCGAGCCACGCCGGCGGGGUCAAGGCCAUGUGGAUGGACAAAUAUGUCUGGUAUGAAGAAUACCCAACAACACCCCCACUGUUCGUCCUGAACGGCUUCAUAUACACGCUGCUCGGCCUCUACGAUCUGCACAUACUCGAGGGUGAGAACUCUAUAUCGCUAGCGAAAAAAAUGUUCGACGACGGCAUGACCUCACUAAAGACCCUCUUGCCUCUCUUCGACACCGGCAGCGGCAGUUUCUACGACCUCCGCCACUUCACGUUGGGAAUCAGCCCCAACAUUGCCAGAUGGGACUACCACGCUACUCACGUGAACCAAUUAUAUCUCCUAGCUGGUCUGGAUGAUGACCCUAUAUUGAUCAAUACAGCGAAAAGAUGGGAAGGGUACAUGCAAGGGAAGAGGGCGGCGCAUAACUGA